CAGCUGACUGGCAGUGUACAGCAGCAGGUGAUGUGUGUUGCAACCGAAGAAGAGAACAAGGAAGCAACAUGUGCGAACCAUAAUAACUCCUACAACAGCCAGAGCAGGCGGACGGACAGGCGACAGGAUAGAUUCACUUAAUCAACAAAUAAAAAAAAAUGAAGCGGGAGGUAAAAGCUGGAGUCGACUUCCUGAAGCGCCUGGUGGUGGCCAGAGGGAAGCUGGAUGAAGCCAAAGCAGAGAUGUUUGCGGAGAAGCUGCAGAAACUUUUGUGUGACAAAUACUGCGACCACUGGUACCCUGACAGUCCCAGCAAAGGCCAGGCAUACAGGUGUAUCCGGAUAAAUAAAGUCGGACCUUGCGAUGCGGCGGUGCUGAAGGCCUGUGAGGAGAGCCAGGUCACGGCCAGCAAGUUGGGACUUCCACCUGAGAUAACUCUGUGGAUCGACCCACUGGAGGUGUGUGCAAGGUCUGGGGAAAAUGGCAGACCUUUCACAAUAGCUCGCUUCUGUGAAGAGGAGGAGGAGGAGGAAGAUGGGAGCGUAAAGAGGGACCGGGAUGACUCCUCCGUCAACCUGGACACAUCAGAUUACCACUCUGCCACCUCGUCAGAUUGCGGCUCUGCCUCAUCCAGCGACACGGAGGAGGAGGCCAAGGACGGAGAGGAGAACAAGAAGCUGGAGGAGCAUGAGAAUAAGGAGGCAGCAGACGGCACCGCCUACACAGUGACGAUGGUUCCCAGAAUCCGGAAGGGGAACGGAGAAGCACUAAAUAAAGUCAGAUACGUCAGAAAAAAGAUUCCCGCUAGCCUCCAGUACUUCUACCAUCCGACACCGGUGUGGUCCCAGUACAAGAAGGGGGCUCCGGUGUUCCUCACCACAGUGUGUGCGUCCCCCGCGCCGCCUCCUCCACCACAGCAAGUUUUUGGUUACUACAUCGUACCACAGCCGUCUCCACAAUUCCUCCUUCCUCAGGCCGCCCUGCAGCCGUGGGAGCAGUGAAGGGUUAGAGCAUCCGUGGACCCGGGGAGGGACGGGGAAGCCUUUAACUGAGCCAUUUAGUGACGAGUCUUUGGGCUACAUUUGGGCCAAAAAGAGUGAUGUUUUUAAAAUUGUCAUUUCUAAAGCUACUUCUUGCACAAUCUUUAACUUUUCUGCUGACUUGUAGUUUUUUUUUUCAUAGACAGCGCAACAAUGCCAUGAACUUUAGCUAAAAUAUUUUAAUCUCCUAGUGUCUCUGCACUUGUUUUUUUUUUUUUGUUUGUCUUUUUAUGUACUGUAUUUAUUAGAACGACUUCAACCACUGGGUGACUGGACCAACUCAGGAACUCUCAGCAAUAUUCUUUAUGCCAAAAGAAGUUAUUUUGUAAUAAUCAUGAACAUAGUUUUCUGUGCACAAAUUACUGCUAACCUCUGUAAAGUACAAUUCAACUACAGCAAGAAUAUCUGUAUAUUAAGAUAAUUAUUUUUUACUGAACAGGUUGUAUAUAUUUAACAAUGCCUAUCCAUGCUUUCUGAACUUUCUAUUUGUUGUAAUUUAUUUGACCACCAAUAGAUGGUGCUCAAGUGGCAUCAAGUUUAAUUGUUUUUUUAUUUUUGUAAUGAAACGGAGCAUCUAUAUAUUGGAAAUUCACAAAACAUCUUACUCCCCUUUUAAAUGAUGGUAAAUAAUCCUUGUUAUGAUCACCGCCGCUGUAUAAAAAAUGCAUUCAAAUCCAUGCUUUCCUCACCAAUUCUGUGAUUUGGAAGAAUAUUUAUUCACUAUUUUGACAGUUUUAAGCUUGUGAGUUUGGUUUAUUUGUACCAUUUGCAGUGAACCUUUACCUCUUUUACAGCAAAUUAAACUCAUUUUUACUCUA
Molecule: messenger RNA, 1858 nt
Organism: Poeciliopsis prolifica (blackstripe livebearer)
Lineage: Eukaryota; Metazoa; Chordata; Actinopteri; Cyprinodontiformes; Poeciliidae
Product: maternal B9.15 protein-like
Exons: 6
Coding region: 159-1001 (280 amino acids)
Biological process (GO): negative regulation of cell population proliferation; negative regulation of mitotic cell cycle
Cellular component (GO): cytoplasm; nucleus
Source: RefSeq, a predicted model, not a curated record